Molecule: messenger RNA, 999 nt
Organism: Knipowitschia caucasica
Lineage: Eukaryota; Metazoa; Chordata; Actinopteri; Gobiiformes; Gobiidae
Source: the annotation of a GenBank genome assembly
AUGAUCAGAACCCUGAGGCCGAACCUGCGGCUCCUGACGGGCCUUGCUCACCGGUUUCAGAGCACUCUGGUCGUAGCGGAGCACAACAACGACAAACUCACACCGAUCACCCUCAACGCCAUCACAGCAGCCAGUAAGCUCGGGGGAGAUGUUUCCUGUCUCGUCGCAGGAACAGACUGUGCAAAGGUUGCAGCGGAGCUCUGCAAGGUCCAAGGAGUAAACAAGGUUCUAGUGGCUCAGAAUGAUUGUUACAAAGGUGCCCUUGCAGAGGAGAUGACUCCACUCGUUCUGGCUACACAAAAACAGUUUAACUUCACCCACAUUUGUGCCGGUGCAUCUGCCUUUGGGAAGAAUCUGCUCCCGAGAAUUGCAGCCAAGUUGGACGUCUCCCCAGUGUCUGACAUCAUUGAGAUCAAGAGUCCAGACACUUUUGUCAGAACAAUCUAUGCAGGCAAUGCUAUAAGUACAGUGAAGUGCAACGAGGCAGUGAAGGUGUUCACUGUGAGGGGAACGUCCUUCGAAGCCGCAGCUGUUGAAGGCGGCAGCGCGUCCACUGAAACCGUGGCUGCCUCUUCCCUUGUGGGGGCUUCAGAGUGGCUCGAGCAGAAUCUGACCAAAAGCGAUCGUCCAGAGCUCACCAGCGCAAAAGUGGUCGUCUCUGGAGGAAGGGGACUGAAGAGUGGGGACAACUUUAAGCUGCUUUAUGAUCUUGCCGACAAGUUAAACGCUGCAGUUGGUGCCUCCAGAGCCGCCGUGGAUGCUGGAUAUGUGCCGAACGAUAUGCAAGUCGGACAAACCGGCAAAAUUGUGGCACCGGAGCUGUACAUUGCUGUUGGUAUUUCAGGAGCUAUUCAGCAUCUGGCAGGAAUGAAGGACAGUAAGACUAUUGUUGCCAUCAAUAAAGAUCCAGAGGCGCCCAUCUUUCAGGUGGCCGACUAUGGCCUGGUGGCGGAUCUGUUCAAGGCCGUCCCAGAGAUGACCGCGGCCUUGGACAAGUGA